UUUAAUAGCCUGUUCAAUACUUUGUUUAUGUAACAUAGUCUCCCUCAUGUUCUCUUCUAAUAUUAACAUCUGCUUGCAAUUUGGGACCUAAAACCUGCAAAAAUGUACAGAAGGACAAAAGGUAUACUUCACAUGUCAGUUUUACUGGUCUAACAGGCCAGUAUCAUAAUAGUGAUUUUAAUUGCUUCAAAUGGAGGAAACAUCAAGUUUAAGUAAAAUGGUGGGUCAAAAUGAAGAAUGUGUACAUCUCUCAUGAAAAGAGAUCAUCCUUCUCUAUGGUCAGGAUUAUGUUUUUAUCCAGGAUUAUAAAUGGUGAUAUUAAGAAGGGAGGGCUAGCUUGGCUCUUAAUAAUGACGGGUUAAUACUCAGGACUCAGAACCACUUUACCGUGUCAUGUUCAGCAAGCAUUUGGAGGAGCAUCGGUUGGAAUCUUUUUUUUGAAUAGCAGUUUAUUUUAUACAUGUAGUUUAUUCCAAUCACAUUUUUUUUGCCUUUUAAUUUUUACAAGAUGACAUCUGCUGGAAUUAAGUUAAAAUCAGAAGCUACUGAUACUGAGGUAAGACAUCUGUGGCAAUACAAGUAUAACUUACUUGUGUGUUAGCAGUGGUUUUUUAUUUGACUCUUUCUGCAAAAUUCUUGCUUAAGGUACUGUAUAACUUCUACACAGAGUACUCUGUAAAACCAUAACUUAAGUUUUCAGUUCAAACCUUUUUUAUUUUGCUUAUGUUGACAUUUAAUGAUUGUCUUCGAGUUUCUUUUUGGAGCUGGACUGACUAAUAACUGGGAGAAUAAUAAACUUUUAAAUCCUUGUUAGUUUUUGAAUUGACUAAUAUCUUUUCUCCUGGCUUUCCCCAAAGAAUGAACCAUUUUUAUACUCUUCCAUACAUUAGACAGUAAACAAAGUAAAUUUUAUUUACAGCUCUCAUUGUUCGUUUAACUACCAAGACAUAGACUAGAAAAUAUAGAGUUGAAUACGUGCACCUGCUUGGUUUUGAGUUGAAUUACUAGCUACUACUGACUUACUCUUUUCAAAAAUUUCUUGUUUUUCUAGGCAUCAGAUAGUAAAAAUGACCUUGGUGCAAACCCUCUGAUCUCUGUGACACAGAGUACUCCAGAUAUCGACAGAAAGCAUCUAGUGGCACCUGUAAAUCAGUUACAAGUUCCUUCUCAGCGUCAACGCUCCAAUUCUUUAAGGGAAGAAUCACCUGAAGAACAGCAAAAGUUUCUCAGUAUGAUCACUCAGGGCCAGCGUGGACGUAUAGAGGACCAGCGCUGCAUUUUGAGUCCUAGCGCAGAUCGGGAUUUUUUUUUAAACCUUUUGACACGAGCUCAAAGUGGAAGGCUGGAUGACCAGCGAGUAUCACUUUCAUCAUUACCAGUAUCACAGAAUGAAAAUGGCGACAAUAAAGGGGACUCAAGUUGCUUGUUUCAGAUGGUCUCAAAAGUCCAGGGUUCCAGGAUGGAUGACCAAAGGUGUUGCCUGCCUCAGUUUCAAGGCCCACAAGUUCAUAUUUCUGAAAAUAAUUUACAAUUAUCACCUGCUUUGGGUCCAGCGCGCUUAGCCUCCUUCAGCACAAACUCAGAUGUAAAUCCAAAGAAUAAAGAGAAACAGCAAAGUGCGUUAAAUGUUAAUCCUCACGUUUUGCCCAGUUCCAAACUCACUCUAAGCACAGUGCCACAAGAUGAUGAAAAACUCUUCAGUUUGGUCGCAAACUCCCAGGGCAAACGACUUGAUGACCAGCGUAUGUUUCUUCCAUCAUUACCAGGAAUACAGAACAGAGGCACCAUAUCAACAGUAACUCCUGCUGAAAUGGAUGAAAGAUAUUUGUGCUAUUUAGUUUCAAGAGUCCAGGGCUCAAGGAUGGAUGAACAAAGAUGCUCUGCACCCCAAAUCCUAAAAAAUUUGAACACCCCUUCUACUGAGCACAAACACCUCAUACAUGAUGCAUCUGAUAAACCUCCCAAGAGUUCAGCUAUCUUCAAUGCUCCUCAACAUUGGCAGGAUUUAUCUGCAGCUGAGCAGGAGCAUUUUUUUGAUAUGAUAAGACAUUCUCAAAGUGCUCGAAUGGAAGACCAACGAUGCUAUUUACAACCUUGCCGAAGUACAGCCACCACUCCAGUGCACAAUGGUGGCCCUUUGAAUAAUGGGCUCAUGGGGUCCAAACCUAUCGCAUUCGUCAACAGUAAGAACUCCAGUCAGGCAGUCAGGCUACAAGAUCAACAUUCUCCAGGAACAAGUCCAAUAUUUGAAGCAAAGAAAAAUGCAUCACCACCAUAUAUUAUUGUGAAUGAAGGAACACCUGCUACAUCGAGGAAGUCCUUUUGCAGAAGUUCCUCUCAGCCCCAAAUGUUUGAUGCAGAUUCAAGCUCUAUCUUGGCCUUACCUAAGUCUGCUUCAUUUACCCCUGAGACUGAAUUCAGGAUGGAUCAAAACUCUCAAGCACAGAUGACAUUGAAAGUAUCACUGAGUGUAACACCACAGCCAGGAAUAAAGAAUGACUAUCUAGUACCAGAAGUCUUUCUUACUCUUGGUGCUCCAGGAGACAAUGUUGUGAUUCCUCUUAGUCCAGUAUUUGGCAGACCACUAUCUUUGGACUUAAACCUAGUCCCCAAAAAAGAUGCUAAAUCUAGGUACAACUCUCCAAGAAUGGCAAGUCCAAGGAAAGCACAUUCACGGCCAUCAUCUCCCUACCGGGAGCAAGAGCAUCCUAUAACUAUAGGCCCAAAUCAGAAAGAGAAACUUUUGACCUCUUCUGUCAGUCCAAAUAAAGAAUGCUUCUUUAUGAAAAAGAAUAUAAACCCUGCACAGAUGCACAAAGGGACAGAUUUAGGAAGAGCGAAAUGUCAAGGGGUUCAUAAAAAAGGAAGAGACAGAGUAGAGCAAGGAAAGGGAGUUGGAAAGAAAGAUAAUAAAUAAGUCUGAUUGUAUAUUAUCUGUAUAUAAAAAUAAUAGUUAAAUAUAAAAUGUAAGAAAAAAGUUAGACUUAGAAUUUAGGGUUUUUUUUCAAGGUUUUGUUGGCUCUAGUGGAAUUUAGUGAAAGUAGUUCGGCAGGAAAGAGGAUAAAGAGAGAGAGGGAAGACAUUCGGCAAAUGUCGCCAGUCUGGGAAUCCAACUUGCGACUACUCAUGAGGAUUAAAGCCUACAUACGUGGGUCAUGCUUUGCCCCUGCGCAACCACAGCAUCCACUAGAAUGUAGUUUUUGUUUGCUUUGUCUUUAAAUAGUCAAAUAAUUUAUAAGCCUCUGUUAAAUUAUUGAUUUUAGGGGUGCUUUGAUGGCGCAGGGGUUAAGCACAACCCACAUAUGGGGGGCUUAGUUCUCGGCAUGGCUGUUUCAGGUCCGAUUCCCGGCCUGGUGACCUUUGCCACAUCGUCCCCCUUCUCUCAUUACCUACUUUCCUUUCAAUUCACUAUCAAAUAAAGGCCACUAGAGCCAUUAAAGCCUUUUUCUUUUUUUUUUUUUAAAUACUGAUUUUAUGAGAUGUUUGUAAUUAAAGACUUAUAUAAAGUAUAUAUGUAUAUGUUUGUUUUAGCUUGUCUUUUGGGGUGUAGUGUAGAAAUAAUUGGUUUUCUGCCAUGUUUUCACUGCAAACAAGUAAAUUUUUCUUUUCUGUAUAUUAAAGGAAUUAAAAACGGUUGUGACAUGUUGAACCAUUUGUUGAAAGUUAAAUAACUAAAUCAAAUAAAAUAAAUUAAAACUUGUGAAAAAUAAGCUUGGUAUAUUUUGGUCGUCUGAAAUAAAUGGAAAAUUUGUC
Xiphophorus couchianus (Monterrey platyfish) is the source of this 3753-nucleotide messenger RNA. RefSeq lists its product as uncharacterized. The record is from RefSeq and is a predicted model, not a curated record. The transcript is spliced from 11 exons. Gene Ontology annotation, molecular function: guanyl-nucleotide exchange factor activity; protein binding. Bases 1232 to 2917 code for a protein of 561 amino acids. NCBI's taxonomy places the organism in Eukaryota, Metazoa, Chordata, Actinopteri, Cyprinodontiformes, Poeciliidae.